Molecule: messenger RNA, 601 nt
Organism: Meleagris gallopavo (turkey)
Lineage: Eukaryota; Metazoa; Chordata; Aves; Galliformes; Phasianidae
Source: RefSeq, a predicted model, not a curated record
UCCCCCCCCUUCCUCCCCCCUCCCGCAGCCAUGGAGGACGCCCCGCGGGGGCCGUGGGACGGGGAGGCCAAAGCGGUGCAGCAGUGCCUGACGGACAUUUUCACCAGCGUCUACACCACCUGCGACAUCCCGGAGAAUGCCAUCUUCGGGCCGUGCGUGCUGAGCCACACGUCUCUCUACGACAGCAUCGCCUUCAUCGCCCUCAAAUCCACCGACAAGCGCACCGUGCCCUACAUCUUCCGGGUGGACACGUCGGCGGCCAACGGCUCUGCGGAGGGGCUGAUGUGGCUGCGGCUGGUACAGGCGGCCCGCGAGCGGCAGGAGCAGAACCUGGAGGCCUACGUGAAGAGCGGGCAACUCUUCUACCGCUCCCUGCGCCGCAUCGCCAAGGACGAGGAGCUGCUGGUGUGGUACGGCAAGGAGCUCGCCGAGCUGCUGCUACUCGGCCCCGCGCGGGGUCCCGACGGUGGGUGCCCCCCAAAAAAUCCCCCCCCAAAAAAGGGGAAGAGGCCGGGCGGGGGGUGCGGGGUGCCCUUCCCCGACGGCGGCUCCGAGCGGCCCGGGACUGAGCGCGCGUCCCCUUCCCCGUGUCCCGCACAGG